This is a messenger RNA of Tilletiopsis washingtonensis, 1032 nucleotides long. RefSeq names its product putative PEP8-vacuolar protein sorting/targeting protein. Bases 1 to 948 code for a protein of 315 amino acids. Lineage: Eukaryota; Fungi; Basidiomycota; Exobasidiomycetes; Entylomatales. The record is from RefSeq and is a predicted model, not a curated record. Gene Ontology annotation, cellular component: retromer complex; endosome. Gene Ontology annotation, biological process: intracellular protein transport; retrograde transport, endosome to Golgi. The transcript is spliced from 8 exons.
AUGGCCUCGUGGCUCUCCUUCUCGUCGCCGCUCGAUGUCGAGCUGCGUCUCGCCGGCGCCGAGGCGCGCAAGAUGGUCGACGUCAAGCCCGACGCCGCCGCCGGCAGCAGCAGCGCCGCCGCCGCCGCCAAGGGCGCCGCGGCCGCCGAGCGCCGCGAGAAGUGCCCCGUCUACUUCGACGGCGAGAGCGUGCAGGGCACGGCGCAUAUCCGCGUGCGGGACGGCAAGAAGCUUGCGCACGAGGGCAUCAAGGUCGAAUUUGUCGGGUCCAUCGAGCUCUUCUACGACCGCGGCCACCACUACGAGUUCGUGUCGCUGGUGCAGGAGCUGGCGUCGCCGGGCGAGAUCCGGCAGUCCGUCGCGCUCGACUUUGACUUCCACAACGUCGAGAAGCAGUACGAGAGCUACGCGGGUAUCAACGUGCGGCUGCGGUACUUUCUGCGCCUCACCAUCGCACGGCGCAUGGCCGACGUGGUGCGCGAGAAGGAGCUCUGGGUGCACUCGUACCGCAUGCCGCCGGACUCGAACAACGCCAUCAAGAUGGAGGUCGGCAUCGAGGACUGCCUGCACAUCGAGUUUGAGUACAACAAGAGCAAAUACCACCUCAAGGAUGUGAUCGUCGGCAAGAUCUACUUCCUCCUCGUGCGCAUCAAGAUCAAGCACAUGGAGCUGAGCAUCAUCCGGCGAGAAACGACGGGCGCAGCGCCAAAUCAGUACAACGAGAGCGAGACGAUCACCAAAUUUGAGAUCAUGGACGGCGCGCCAGUGCGAGGCGAGACGAUCCCGAUCCGCCUCUUCCUCGGCGGCUUCGAGCUCACGCCGACGUUCCGCGACGUCAACAAGAAGUUCUCGACGCGCUACUACCUCAACCUCGUGCUCAUCGACGAGGAGAACCGGCGCUACUUCAAGCAGCAGGAGAUCACCAUCUUCCGCAUUCCCGAGAACUAGACGCUCCUCACGAUCCGCGCACCUGCACGACGCCCCGUCACGCCUGUACACUACCACACCCUGCACAUCUUAUGCCCGCUCCUG